Messenger RNA from Fonsecaea monophora, 657 nucleotides. RefSeq lists its product as hypothetical. The transcript has 5 exons. Gene Ontology annotation, cellular component: kinetochore; nucleoplasm; cytoplasm. Lineage: Eukaryota; Fungi; Ascomycota; Eurotiomycetes; Chaetothyriales; Herpotrichiellaceae. Gene Ontology annotation, biological process: mitotic spindle assembly checkpoint signaling. The record is from RefSeq and is a predicted model, not a curated record. Bases 1 to 657 code for a protein of 218 amino acids.
AUGAGCAAGAUGGCGGUCGAGAAGAAAGACAAGUCGCAACUACACAAGGUUGCGCUCAAAGGGUCAUCGAAGACAGUCGCAGAAUUCAGAGGUGUUUAUCCUGCAGAAGAUUUCACCCCGGUUAAGAAGUAUGGACUCAACAUGCUCGUAUCCUCGGACGACCAGGUCAAGGCAUACAUCAAGAAGAUAAUGUCACAACUGAACAAAUGGAUGAUUGGGGGCAAGAUCUCGAAGUUGGUGGUCGUAAUCACAAGCAAGGAGACUGGAGAACACGUUGAGAGGUGGCAGUUCGACGUUCAGCUUCUAGGAAAGUCUUCGAAACAACGGCCCUCCAAAAAGGCAGCGGACAAGGAGAACGCAAACCCGGAUGAACCUGCAACAGAAGAGACAGAACCCGAGAAGACCGAGACUCAGAUACAAGAGGAGAUACAAGCAAUCUUUCGCCAAAUCACUGCGUCAGUCACAUUUUUGCCAGUGCUGGACGGCAAUUGCACCUUCAAUGUGUUAGUCUACGCUGACGCAGACUCGGACGUCCCCAUCGAAUGGGGGGACAGCGACGCAAAAGAGAUCAGGAACGCAGAGAAAGUCCAACUACGCAGUUUCAGCACUACCAACCACAAAGUAGAUACCAUGGUCAGCUAUCGAUUGGCGGAUUGA